Messenger RNA from Trypanosoma cruzi, 1770 nucleotides. Its product is annotated as RNA guanylyltransferase, putative. Gene Ontology annotation, molecular function: mRNA guanylyltransferase activity; ATP binding. Gene Ontology annotation, biological process: 7-methylguanosine mRNA capping. The transcript has a single exon. The record is from RefSeq and is a predicted model, not a curated record. Lineage: Eukaryota; Euglenozoa; Kinetoplastea; Trypanosomatida; Trypanosomatidae. The coding region runs from base 1 to 1770 and encodes 589 amino acids.
AUGUCAGCCUUCAAUCCCGAUGCGCCUGCGUUUAUUCCGACAUUUCUUCGUCGCACUGGGUCCAAUGCCGUCGGAGAAGAGGAACUUAGCAACGAGGCGUCAUCCCCAUCCGCUAAGCGUCCUCUCGUCUUCCUCAUCUUUGGUUGUCGUGGGGCGGGGAAGACGACACAAAGCGAGCUUCUCGCGAAGGAAUACAAUCUGCUGCAUAUCUCCUCCGGAAACAUUUACAGGCAAGGGAAGCAGCCAUUUGUGGAGCUGCGACGGGUCUUGUUAGAGGAAUUUGGGGAGGGGAAAAAACGACGUUACAAUGGUCUUGUGCUCGAUCGCUUUGUUGUGAAUAGCGAGUUUGAUGCCUUUUACAUACAGUCCGUCCUGGAUGCCGUUAAACUUCCUGUUCCUUUUGUCUUUAUGCUUGCUAUAGAUGCAAAAUUGGCAUCCAAGCGUGCAGAGUCACGUGAGGACAAUAAGACGGCGCAUCAAUAUUGGCGCGUGGUUGAGCAAAAGGCACAAGCCGUCACGCUCAACACAAUCUAUGCUCCGAUUAGGUGUUUGAAGACUAUUCAAGUCACUGAGGAUGCCACCAUCGAGGAUGUCUUUGGAGAAAUUAAGGCAGCAAUUGGAACCCAGUUGCCGGCGAAUCCUGAAGGUAUUAAACUUUGCCCUGCCGCACGCCGUGAAGCAAAGGGCAUGAAAUUGAUUGAGGAUUAUGAAACUUACAUGGAACUUGUUUGUUGUGUGCAUGCAGCUGUGGGAAAUGUUUCGGGACGAAAGGACACAGCCCCAUUAUCCGGCAUUGGCGCAUAUCUAGAUAGAGAGUACUUCUCCUUUGGCCAUAAAAAUUUGCGCUCUUUAUUGUCUACCUUUCAUGUUACUUUAAAGGCCGAUGGGCAACGUUAUUUGUUGGUGAAGCACAAGCGUUAUGGUUAUAUAGGAUUUCCCGCUGCCUUCACACAUUGUUAUGAUUUUAACAAAUUAUUUGAUGGUGUUGAAAUGAGUUGUGAUUUUCCGCCGGAAACCCAAAAAUUUAUCACGGAUAAAAAACACGACAAGUCGGUGGAAGUACUACUUGACACGGAGCUGGUGAUACAUGAUGGAAACCCGGUGUUUUACGUGCUGGACUAUUUGUAUUUGGGGGGCCUGGAGGGGAAGAAGAUGCGGUUUGAGGCCCGGCUAAAGAUACUUCGGGAGUUCUUUGGUCGUCUAGCCUCUGUCACACAGGCGGUUGUUUUAAAGGACUAUGUCCCGAUCAAUAUGUUGAGAACGCUUCUUCCGAAAUGGAAAGAGGCUAAAAUGCCUAUAGAUGGUUUGGUCUUUCAGCACAACGAUGUUUACAAGAUUGGGAGAGACAGAUUUCUUGUGAAGUGGAAGCCCAUCGAACACUGCACCGUUGAUUUUCGUUUGGCGAAUGGAAUACUGAAGGGGGACAGUUGGACCUUCGAACUUAUGGUCACGGAUGAUAUCUCAGCAAACGGUGGUUUUGGGGAAAUUCCAUACGAAGGUGCCCUCGCAAUUAUUCCAUCAACGCUCGUACAGGAAAAUGGUCUGUGCAAUGGAAUUAUUGUUGAAUUGGCUCUAAAAGAUAGAAAAGAGACGAAUGAAGGGGUGUCGUCACCCCAGACAACAACAUGGUGGUCGUUUAGAUGUCUGCGCAAUGACAAACCCUCCCCGAAUAAGCACAGUAUUGUUAAAAAGAUUGUGGAUUUGAGGCAUUUGAGCUUGGAGGAACUCGUUGAUUUGUGUGAGAAGGUUCCGUUUUAUGGGAGCACAUGA